Molecule: messenger RNA, 1290 nt
Organism: Setaria italica (foxtail millet)
Lineage: Eukaryota; Viridiplantae; Streptophyta; Magnoliopsida; Poales; Poaceae
Product: oxygen-evolving enhancer protein 1, chloroplastic
Exons: 2
Coding region: 90-1091 (333 amino acids)
Biological process (GO): photosystem II stabilization; photosystem II assembly
Cellular component (GO): photosystem II oxygen evolving complex
Molecular function (GO): oxygen evolving activity
Source: RefSeq, a predicted model, not a curated record
UUAGCUGCGCAUAGAUAACGCUCGCCCGCCUUUCGCGACACACAAUCUCACACCAGAGGCAGGACAGCGCAGGCGCAGCGACGACGACCAUGGCAGCGUCACUCCAAGCCGCGGCCACCCUAAUGCAGCCGGCCAAGAUCGGCGGCCGGGCCUCCGCCUCGCUGCCGUCCCGCCAGGCCUCCCACGUCGCCAGGGCGUUCGGCGUCGACGCCGGCGCGGGCAGGAUCUCGUGCUCCCUGCAGUCCGACGUCAGGGAGGUCGCCAGCAAGUGCAUCGACGCCGCCAAGCUCGCCGGCUUCGCGCUCGCCACAUCGGCGCUCCUCGUCUCGGGCGCGAGCGCGGAGGGCACGCCCAAGAGGCUGACCUACGACGAGAUCCAGAGCAAGACGUACAUGGAGGUGAAGGGCACGGGCACGGCGAACCAGUGCCCGACCAUCGACGGCGGCGUCGACUCCUUCCCGUUCAAGGCCGGCAAGUACCAGAUGAAGAAGUUCUGCCUGGAGCCGACGUCCUUCACCGUCAAGGCCGAGGGCAUCGCCAAGAACGCCCCGCCCGAGUUCCAGAAGACCAAGCUCAUGACCCGCCUCACCUACACCCUCGACGAGAUCGAGGGCCCGCUCGAGGUCGGCUCCGACGGCACCCUCAAGUUCGAGGAGAAGGACGGCAUCGACUACGCCGCCGUCACCGUGCAGCUUCCAGGAGGCGAGCGCGUGCCGUUCCUCUUCACCGUCAAGCAGCUCGUCGCCACCGGCAAGCCCGAGAGCUUCGGCGGGCCCUUCCUCGUGCCCAGCUACCGUGGCUCCUCCUUCCUCGACCCCAAGGGCCGUGGUGGUUCGACCGGGUACGACAACGCCGUCGCGCUCCCCGCCGGAGGCAGGGGAGACGAGGAGGAGCUCGUGAAGGAGAACAUCAAGAACGCUGCGUCGUCGACGGGCAACAUCACAUUGAGCGUCACCAAGAGCAACCCGGAAACUGGCGAGGUCAUCGGUGUCUUCGAGAGUGUGCAGCCGUCGGACACCGACCUUGGGGCCAAGGCACCUAAGGAUGUGAAGAUCCAGGGGAUCUGGUACGCGCAGCUCGAGUCUAACUAGACGUCCGUCAUGGAUGGGAAAGUGUACUAUGAAAAACUUUUGAGAGCAAAGGAGUACGCAUUCUGUAUCUAUUAAUGCAAAUUCGGGCUGUUGAUUUGUAAUUCUAGUAUGCAUUUCUUCUUUCUUUUGUUCUCAUCAACUCGCAUGUAUUGCUUACUUUCACUACUAGGGAAUGGAGCUCUCGUCCCGAGACUGAUCA